Colletotrichum orchidophilum is the source of this 576-nucleotide messenger RNA. RefSeq names its product NCS1 nucleoside transporter. The coding region runs from base 1 to 576 and encodes 191 amino acids. Gene Ontology annotation, cellular component: plasma membrane. The transcript is spliced from 2 exons. Gene Ontology annotation, molecular function: nucleobase transmembrane transporter activity. Lineage: Eukaryota; Fungi; Ascomycota; Sordariomycetes; Glomerellales; Glomerellaceae. The record is from RefSeq and is a predicted model, not a curated record. Gene Ontology annotation, biological process: nucleobase transport; transmembrane transport.
AUGUGGUCCCAGUCCGACGACACUCGCUAUGCGCGGAAGCCAGGGGAUCAGGUCCUCGACCAGCUCAUCAUGGUGUCGCUACGAACCAUCAUCGUUGCCUGGAAGCUGCUGUGGCAGCCGUAUGCCUUCCUCGACGCCGUUCACGAGAACGAGGCUAAUUCCGGGGCUCGAGCUGAGGUCGCGUUUGCUAACAUCGCCUUCACGCUAUCGCAGAUUAGCAGGGUGGUAGCUUCCAACUGCGUAGUCGCGGGCAUCGAUCUAGCUACGCUGCUAGCGCGAUGGUUCACGAUCCGGUGCGGUGGAUACUUCGCCAUCGUCUUAUGCUUCGUCAUGUCACCCGUGGUCUCUGCUCAACAGCGCUGGCAAUUUUGUGACUGUGGUCGGCAGCCUCAACGUCUUCCUCGGUCCGCUCAUGGGAAUCAAGUUUGUGCCGACUACGUACUCACCCGCAAGCGGGCCAUCAAGCUCACCGACGUGUACGGCAACUCACCCGCGAGCAUCUACUGGUAUACCAGAGGUUGGAACUGGCGGGUGGCCGUUUCUUGGUUACUUGGCGCCUGUAUGUUCCCGGGUUAG